AACCCCCCCUCGGAAGGAUGGCGGCGGCGGUUUCCAGGGCCAUCUGCGUCCAGAAACCGGGCUCCAAAUGCAGCAGGGACAGGGAAGCGACCUCCUUCGCCCGCCGAACGGUCGCGGCGCCGAGGCCCCCGCGCGCCAAAGCCGCCGGCGUCAUCCGCUCCGACUCCGGCGCGGGACGGGGCCAGCAGUGCUCGCCGCUGAGGGCCGUCGUUGACGCCGCGUCGAUACAGACGACCAAAAAGAGCAAAUGGCGCCUCAGUCUCCCGCGCGCAAGCUACAACGGUUCAGGGUCCGGUGCUGCGGCGGCUGAGCCGUCUACCGUGGGAGACACCUUGGAACGGGAGGAGGGCGGCGGCACAGAGGCAGGCGCUUCGGCUGAUGAGUCAUCCAACCGGAAGCAGCCGCCCCCUGUUGACCCCAAGAUUGAGAAGGAGCUCAAGAAGGUAGUUCAGAAGACUGCGGCAACCUUUGCACCAAGGGCGUCCACGAAAACAAAGAACCCUGCUGUCCCUGGAAGUACCCUGUACACCGUCUUUGAAGUCCAGGGCUAUGUUUCCAUGCUGUUGGGCGGAGCACUUUCCUUCAAUCUCAUAUUCCCAUCGAAUGAGCCAGACAUCUGGAGGUUAAUGGGAAUGUGGUCCAUUUGGAUGUUCAGUAACUAUACCUUCGCUUCGGGCUCGUGACUGCUCCAAUAAAGAGAAAGAAGCUCUCAACUACUUAUUUCUCCUGAUUCCUCUGAUCAACGUUAUGAUUCCAUUCUUCGUGAAGUCCUUUGCUGUUGUUUGGUCAGCAGAUACAGUUGCUUUCUUCGUGAUGUAUGCAUGGAAGCUUGGAUGGCUGCAAAGGUUGAAAUGAAGAUUUUUGGUGUGCUCUCUUGGUGAUGUGUGUAUGAAAGCUUGGAUAUUUGGUUUGAAAAGGUGGAGUCGGUAGCUUUUUUGCUGAGAGAAACAUUUGUCCUCAAAAUUUUCACAUCUUUUGGAGGGAGCUGCAUGAUUAGUUUAUUCCAAGAUUUAGUUCAUAUAGCCUUUUAUAUCUUGUGUAUAUGCAGGGAGUACGAAAAAACAGCCUUUCACAUUUAGGCCUUGUUCGGUUAGCUUCCAAUCCACAUGGAUUGAGUGGGAUUGGGUGGGUUUAAAUCCCAACUAAGUCAAACUCUUUCUUAAUUUUUUCCAAUCUCAUCCAAUUCAUGGGUAACGGGAUUAACCGAACAAGGCCUUAAGUGAUAAAUAUAUGUACCUGAAGUCUGAACAUUUUUGUUGACUACGAACUGAACAGCUCUAAAUGGUUCUUGAUUUCUCAAUACUUUUUGUCCCAGACAAUAUCUAUGUUGACUGCUUUUUCUGAAAAUGAAACGGGGUACCAGUGGAGUUUGGAAACAUUUGUAUGGUUCAUGUCAUCUCUGAGAUUUCGAUAUGCAUCCGUGAAAGUAAUAUGUUGCACAUCUCAUGCGUAUUCUGUCGCCUUACCGAAGUCACUGCAUGCUUCAGGCGCUUUGUGCUUUUUCCCUCUGUUUGAUUUCUAUUCAACUCUUCGAAAUUUAAGACCAAGUUUGUGUUUUAGUGACUAUUUUGCAGGAUCAUCUAUUCACCCCCUUCAUAUGCUCUUAAAUAGCGCUUUCCAUGUUAAAUAGUGUGCCAUGUCUUUUGGCUCCAGCAGAAGCUGGGCUAGCCGCUACCCAGGAUUGCAUUUGCUUCGGCAAAGGGUUGCCAGCUCGUCAAAACCUAAGCGUUCUGUCCACUCGCCUGGUUCUCGUCAGUCGCCAGUUCAGCCGCCAGGUCCGCUUCGUAGGACGUACGCCGAGGUUCUCAAGUCGACUGCUCUCUCUGGGGAAAUGGCUAAGGAAGGCGCCGAGGGGGAUGGCUGGAGAGUGAUGGAUCGCCGUCGUCAACAGGUACGAGGUCGUUCCUCGGGUGCUGGCAUCUGGUCGCUUCGCGGUCGUGCAAACUGGGAAGCCCGUGGCCGUGGUACCUGGUGUGGCCGUGGCGGUCGGUUCGUCGCGUCUGGUUCGUCGCUGGGCCUUGAUGCCAGGGUGGCUGUUGAGCGCAGUAGUGGUGUUCAGUCCGAGGCAGCAAAAAAAAGGGUGGCCGACGUUGCAUCUGGGGUAUCGGACAUGGGGAAGAAACGCCGUGAAGAGCUUUGUUGCGAAAUUUGUGAAGACAAUCAUGUGCCUGAGGAGUGUCCGGUAUUUAAUGGACCAAAGCCGCAGGCAGCUCUCUGUGGUUUUGCGGGAGGUGAAUCUGGUUUUUUUCAAAUUCCUACUUGGGGAGCAAAGGGGGUAUUACCAAGGUCGGAUGGUGUCACGGCCUUCAUAACAGUGAAGGAAGGGAAUGUUACUGCCGAACUCGUUAAGUCUGAACUCUCUAGACUUAUUCCAGUGAAGUGGAAUUGGUCGGUCCAGAAGCAUGCAGAUGGUUUUAUAGUGCCAUUUCCGUGCAGAGUGGAGCUUCAACGUAUGAUUGCUAUGAAAUAUGUUCAUACGUUGGGAGGAGAAGGUAUCUUAGUAAUUCAAGAGGUUAACCAAAAAAUAGAACCGAUAUCUUAUCUGCAGAAGGCCUGGGUGAAUGUGUACGGGGUUCCUUUUGAGAUCCGCUCAUUUCUUCCUCUGUGGGCAGUUGGUUCUAUUUUGGGGGCAACUCAGAAAGUGGACAUGCGCUACACUCGGAAAAUGGGGGUGGUUCGUAUUUUGGUUGCAGUGACGGAUGUGAAUCAUAUCCCGGAAUCCGCAGAAAUAGUGGUUGGUGAAGGAUUAUACGAGAUAUUCUUCAAAGUUGACAAGGUCCUUAAAGAUGGUAGAUGGAUUGACAAUAAUAAUACGGGUACUCGAGACAGAGAUGAUAAGGAACAAGGUGAAAAUGAUGAUUUUACUGAGAAUCAUGAGAAUGAUAUUUUUCAGCCGGAGGAAGCAGUAGAAGACACUGUCAUGGAGGAUAAUUCCUUACAUAGUGACCCUAUGAAACCACAUGAUGAAACUUCAGAUAUGGGGAUAGGGGUUCAGCACAGGAAACCGUUCAUUAAUGACUCAGUGACAUUGGAGUCAGAAGUUUUGACUUCGGUUGAGCCAACAGUUUUGAAUUUAAUGACCUCUACUUGCGCUGAUCAGCAUUUACAGCCAGCUCCUGAGGAAUAUGGACUGGAUUCGGUGAUUUGUAUUGCCGAUCAUGCUUCAGAUGGCCUGGAAUUGUCAACAGGAAGGGUUGGUGUUGAUGGAAAUCUCAGCAGCUUGAUUGAUUUGGCUCCAGACUGCUCGGUUCUUGCUAGUGGAUCAAUCAGUGAAGAGGGGCUGUCUGUGUCCAAAGUAAGUAUUCCAUCUCUGGAAGCAACAGGGCCAUUUGCUGGGAGAGAGAUCAACUUGGCUUUUGAUGAUAUUAAUAUUCCUUCUGCGGCUGACAGCUUGCUCAUCGAAAAACAUAAGACACGUGAGAGCACCAUUCACCUGGGACAUGUUAAUUAUUUUACUGAUGUACCCCGUUCUGUCCUCCAGGAGGCACUUAAGUCUAAUUCUCUUACUAAGAGAGUAAAGACUGAAAAACUUAAUCAAGGGGGUGUCAUGUUAAGUGCCAGGAGGACUAACACAGAUGAAGAUAUAUUGUCCAAAGCUCAGCGUCUGGCAGCAAAGCGUAAUUUAGAAAUCAGUUAUUUUCAGGGUUACUCACUGGUUCAGAUUCUGGAGACUUCUACAGAAGGAGGAAAAGCACCAACAAAUUCUCGAUGUCUGUCGAGCUUUGGAGGUGGUGGCGAUGGAAGUUUUUGCAAUGCAUGGAUGGCGCUCGAAUGCAAGAAUUGAAGAUGGCUAGUGUUUUCUAUAGUCAUGGCAUUUUGUUUUCUUUGAGUUAGUUUAAUUAUUCAAGCAAUUGCUCUAUGGUCCAAUAAUCGUUAUGUAAUGGCUGUACGCAUUUGUAUGCUAAAGCCGGAACUCUUGUUUCCAUAAUCAAAAAAAAAAAAUGUCUU
This is a messenger RNA of Zea mays, 3948 nucleotides long. Its product is annotated as resistance to phytophthora 1. The record is from RefSeq and is a predicted model, not a curated record. NCBI's taxonomy places the organism in Eukaryota, Viridiplantae, Streptophyta, Magnoliopsida, Poales, Poaceae. Gene Ontology annotation, biological process: defense response. Bases 1637 to 3784 code for a protein of 715 amino acids. The transcript has 9 exons. Gene Ontology annotation, cellular component: chloroplast.